AUGGGCUGCGGUGCUUCCAUCGAGGCCGUCACGGUCAACCAAAUGUCGGCGAUGGACGCGAUGGAAUCCCCGAAGAUGAAGGCCGAGGAGCUGGACCGGUCGAUGACUGAGACCGAGACGGACGAGACGGAGCACGUGGACAGCGAGGGCGCGUCGAGUCCGCGUGACAGGAAGGAGGCCAGGCGCUUGGAUCGAGAGCAGAAGAAGGCGGCGCGCGAGGAGAAGAAGGCCGAGAAGGAGGCCGAGAAGGAGGAGCGGCGCGCCGCGAAGGAGGAGGCGAAGAAGGCCGUCGCGGAGAUGAAGAAGUCGGAGCGGGAGGCCAAGGCGGAGAAGGCCGGGGAGGGGGAGGAGGCGGGCGCGGAGGGCGGCGGCAAGCACGCCGUGCUGGACCUGAAGAAGGCGGAGAAGGCCGCGAAGAAGGCCGAGGCGGGCGCGGCGCGGCAGCUCUCCAAGCGCGAGAGCAAGCGGCGCGUCAAGCUGGGCGCGUACGACGCGGUCGUCGACGAGGCGGCGUUCGAGCAGGCGUAG
Molecule: messenger RNA, 528 nt
Organism: Pedinophyceae sp. YPF-701
Lineage: Eukaryota; Viridiplantae; Chlorophyta; Pedinophyceae
Source: the annotation of a GenBank genome assembly